AGGCGAUAUGAUAAGAACACAAGACUCCUUGCUAAAAACGGAGCAUAUAAAAGCAAAACAUCGCAGGUUUGCGGCAGUAAUUGUGGUUCUCUACAGUCACGAUUUAUCUGCAGAAUGAAGGUACUCAUUGUCGUCCUCGCCUGUUUCGCCUUGGCAUACGGGCAAAGUCCUGCCAAGGCUCUUGAAAACACCAUCAAUGGAUUGAAGGAACAAAUGCCAUGUGGUUUCCCUGAUAUGGGUAUUCCUUCAUUGGCUCCACUCAAGGUUGACUUCUUUGAUUUAUACCACAAGCUCUGGAUUAUUAAAAUCUACGGUGACAUCAAGAAUGCCGUCAUCAGCGGAUUGAAUGAUUUCUCAGUGGACGAUGUAACCAUGAACGUUCUUACCUUGAAGGCUGGCCUCAGCUUGGGAUUCCGUUCCAUCAAUAUUCAAGGAAACUUGUCCUUGCAAUCAUGGAUUGUUUCAUUCUUGAAGAUUAAGAGUUCCGGAAAUUUGAACAUGACCCUCGAAAACUUGCGCAUCUCCGUUGCUGUUCGUUUCGGUAUGGUUGAUGGUGUCAUGAAAUUGAUGGACUUCACUCCAACCGUUGACUUGGGAAAGAUUGAAUUCAAAUCAACUGGCUUCGUUAUUGGCAAAUUGACCAUGAAGAUUGUUAACAGUAUUGCACAAAAGGUUGUCAUGAAUUUGUUCAACGAUCACAAGGAUGCCAUCGAGGAAACUGCUCAAGCGAUCGUAAUGCCAGCUGCCAAUGACUUCUUGAAGGACAUGACCAUUUCUGAUUUGCUUCAAUUGUUGACUGGACCAAAGGAACCAUCUGAACCAUGCAUCCCGCCAGCUGCUUAAGAGAGAUUUUGACUUGUUAUUCUUAUUCUAAUAAAAAGGAAAUUUUGUAGCAGCAAUGUUU
This is a messenger RNA of Hermetia illucens (black soldier fly), 904 nucleotides long. RefSeq lists its product as uncharacterized. The transcript has 3 exons. The record is from RefSeq and is a predicted model, not a curated record. Lineage: Eukaryota; Metazoa; Arthropoda; Insecta; Diptera; Stratiomyidae. The coding region runs from base 115 to 843 and encodes 242 amino acids.